AUGUCAAUACUCCUGCCGUUUCACAAAUCAAUACUUGAGGAGAUUCAUGACCCUGCAACUUCAGACUUGCUAAUCCUUGCUCGUGGACUUGGACUUCGUCGUAUCAUAUGCACGCUCAUGCAAAUAUAUGACUCAAAGCAAAGCCUUAUUUUGCUCUUAAACGCCUCGCCAGAAGAGGAGACAGCUAUUGGGGAUGAACUAGGUAUCAUGGGGUGCAGGCGGCCCGGAUUGCGAAUUGUGAGUUAUGAGAUGGGAAAGCGGGAUAGACAGGACCUCUACAAGAAUGGCGGCCUCAUUUCUGUCACCUCUCGCAUUCUUAUCGUUGACGUGCUGCAAUCCGACAUUCCAACGGAGCUCAUAACGGGUAUAAUCAUUUUACAUGCUGAAAAAUUUCACGAAGACGUUAAGAAAACCCUCGAAACCCGCAAAGCAGAUGUUAUCGAAUUGUAUCAGCAUCUUACAGAGCCUAUGGAGGCGAUUCACCAUGCGAUAGUCCAAUGUAUGACCGUCACCCUUUCCGAGCUCAAGAGAUCUAACAAGACACUUGAGCUUGAUGAUCUUAAUGUAGAGUCCGCAUACUUCCGCUCCUUUGAUGCAGUAGUCCGCAGGCAAUUAGACCCCGUAUGGCACAAGGUCGGCCCACGGACGAAGCAACUUGUGGGUGACCUCGCGACGCUCAGACGUCUAUUAACGUACCUGUUGUCCUAUGACGCUCUCGCUUUUCACGCAUACCUUGAAACUCUUGUAGCCUCGAAUACUACAACCGCGACCGGUGCAGCUAAACAACACCAAUCCCCUUGGAUGCUCACCGAUGCGGCUAACAUCAUUUUUAGCACUGCAAAACGACGGUGUUAUGUCCUUACUGCUCCAAAACCCACGGCUUCGGUUCCCGAUAGGCGAGUGAUUGACAUUGACGAUGAAGAUGCAUGGGCUGCACUUGAUGAGGCGCACGGUAUAGCGGGAGGCAAUAGUAGAGAUAACGGGAAGCAGAAGGAAAAGGAAAAGAAGAAUUCAUGGGUUCCGGAUAACAUGUCUCCAGUGCUCGAAGAGCUUCCAAAGUGGGAUCUCCUUGCAGACGUACUUCAAGAAAUUGAGGAAGAAUUGAUGAGACAGGAGGCAUUGUCAACUCGUCCGCCAACUCGCGGGACAAACAUGGUACUUGUCAUGACCUCCUCUCCACGUUCUUCUACCCUCGUGAGUGAGUUCCUGGGGGAGAUGGACGGCACUGCACCGAAAGGCUCUCGUGGGCGAUCUAUGAUGGAGCACAAAUUGCGCAGAUACCUCUAUUGGAAAGGCGAGAACGCCAGACAAAAAAAUCCAAGGUACCAACAACCAGCUCAGUUUUCUGCCCCGCAGCCACAGCCAUCAUUGCAACCCGAGGGCGAGAUUAGUGAGGCUUUGAGGAGGAAGGACAAGACGAGACAAGAACGAAGUGCGAAUCGGAGAAGGAUGCGUGGUGGUGCACCAAUGACUGUUGCACCGAGUAAACCAGCGGUUGUCGAUCCAAAAGUGGAGUCGAUAGACGAUGCAGAUGAUAUCGCAGCCUUUCUCGCAAGUCAACCUUCAGACUUUCUUGUCUCCUCCGAUGCAGACGCUCUCCUCCUUGAAACGCUUCUCUCAAGCGGGGCGGAAAUAGACUUUGACACGCACUACGGCUUGCUUGCACCCUCGCAGACGGUUAUUGUGCGUGCAUAUACCGAUGACAUGGACGACCAGAUUCUCGCAGAACUACAGCCGAGAUUUAUCGUGAUGUUUGAACCCAACCUUGAUUUCGUGAGGCGCAUCGAGGUGUACAGAAACUCGAACCCUGGUAUGGGCGUCCGUGUAUAUUUCAUGGUCUAUCAACUCUCUUGCGAGGAGCACAAGUACCUUGCUGGACUGAGGCGCGAGAAGGAGUCUUUCGAGAAGCUGAUCAAGGAACGCGGAUCUAUGCUCCUGCCGAUCUUCGAGGACAAGCACGCUGGGAAAAGCGAUGCAGUCAUCAAAACAAUCAGUACCCGUCUCGCAGGCGGAAGGAAGGAGCUGAGUACUGUGGCAUCGCAGGUUAUCGUCGACAUGCGCGAAUUCCGUUCAACACUACCUUCGCUUCUUCACGCAUCUGGCCUGCUCGUUAUUCCGGCGACGCUGACUGUCGGGGAUUAUAUCCUCACGCCAGAUAUUUGCGUCGAGAGGAAGAGCAUACCUGACUUAGUAGCGAGCUUCAAUAGUGGUCGAUUGUACACACAAUGCGAGCUGAUGUCGGUGCACUAUAAGCAGCCUAUAUUGCUCAUUGAGUUCGAGGAGAACAAGGCGUUCUCACUUGAGACCGUAGCAGAAUCAGCGAAAUCAUAUGCUAAACCCACGAACAAAUAUCCUGCGAAGAAAUCAACAGGUCCAACGGAUUCUGAUCGCGCUCCACCCUCUGUUCAAUCCAAACUUGUUCUCCUUGUGCUCCACUUUCCUCGUGUUCGAAUCAUAUGGUCGUCGUCCCCCUAUGGUACGGCAGAUAUAUUUAACGAUCUCAAAGCCAACGCCUUCGAGCCGGACCCUAACCGCGCGAUUGCAAUUGGCGCCGAGGAAGACCCAGAGGCUGGCGCAGGCAUCAACGCUGCUGCAGAGGAGCUGCUGCGAUGUCUACCAGGAGUGACGGCGAAGAAUGUCAAAUAUGUGAUGAGCAAGGUGGGGAGUGUCAGGGAAUUAUGCGAGCUGGAAAGAAAGGGCGUGCAAGGUAUUUUGGGUGUUGAGCCGGGGAAUGCUUGUUAUGACUUUAUGCAUCGGGGGGAGAGGAAAAAAGGCGCUUUAUGA
This is a messenger RNA of Suillus subaureus, 2784 nucleotides long. RefSeq lists its product as uncharacterized. The transcript has 11 exons. Gene Ontology annotation, cellular component: nucleotide-excision repair factor 1 complex. The record is from RefSeq and is a predicted model, not a curated record. Gene Ontology annotation, molecular function: damaged DNA binding; single-stranded DNA binding; single-stranded DNA endonuclease activity. Bases 1 to 2784 code for a protein of 927 amino acids. Lineage: Eukaryota; Fungi; Basidiomycota; Agaricomycetes; Boletales; Suillaceae. Gene Ontology annotation, biological process: double-strand break repair via homologous recombination; nucleotide-excision repair involved in interstrand cross-link repair; resolution of meiotic recombination intermediates.